CUUUUCUUUUUUCUUUUUUUUUUUUGUGUGUAUGUAUGCGUGUGUGAAGUGGGGGCGAGGAAUAGGUGUGUGCGAUCACCGGAGUGGCGAGAUAAGAAGGGCAUUCCCUGGCCUGUAGUCCGCCAGGCUCUAGUCCCAAAGACAAGGCCUCCGGACGUGAGCAGGCUCCUAGGAUUUAUUCCGGGAACGUUGUAAUCGAGGCCAGAUCAGCGUCAGAACAGCCCCACGUAGAGCGAUUCUCGUGGCCACGCUCGAGAGCGGACUGCAGAGUCUCUCGUUCCUUCGUUUCUGGGCACUCAAGAAGGUGACUCGCUAGUGCUGGGGUUCUCGGGGAAUGGAGCAUGGAUGGAAGUUAAUCCCUGCUUCUAAGGCAAUCAUGGAAGCAGAGCGGAUUCAUCUUCAGAAGCGCUCACACUGAGGACUCCUCCAGGCCGCCGAGGGUACUCCCUACUUCUGGGCAAUUACAGAGAGUGUCUUUAUUCUUAGCGGCGUACGGAGCUUGGUCAAGAGGCAGUCUCCACUGUCCCUUUGGUUGUUCAAAGCUCCAGAAUCUUCUCAUUGAUGAACUGUGACUGACAACAGUGUGGUGAGGCUUGGCCAUCUGCUGGACCUGGCCCUAGGUUUAUUAUUUUAUGUAGGAUUUUCAGCCAAAGGUUUCCAAGCUUUCAGUUUUGGGACAGGUUUUUGUUUUAUGCCAGUCCUUCCCAUAAGAUGGAACAUGCAGUAAGAUCAUCCAUCACUAGCAUUUAAAUGCAAUUAAAGCCUGGACAGCUAGGAAAAGAAUUCUCAAGGUAUGGAUGAUAAAGGGCACCUGAGCAAUGAGGAAGCACCCAAGGUUAUCAAACCCACCAGUAAAGAGUUCAGGAAAACCUGGGGCUUUCGAAGAACCACGAUUGCCAAACGUGAGGGUGCAGGAGACACCGAGGUGGACCCCAGUGAGCAGCAACCACAACAGCAUAGCCUCUCCCUGCGCCGCAGUGGACGGCAGCCAAAGCGCACUGAGAGGGUAGAAGAGUUUCUUACCACGGUUCGGCGCCGAGGGAGGAAGAAUGUCCCUGUGUCCCUGGAGGAUUGCAGUGAACCCACAUCUUCCACUGUCACUGAUGUGGAGACAGCUUCUGAGGGGAGCGUUGAAAGCAGUUCUGAGAUCAGAAGUGGCUCUGCACCUGCCUCCUUAGGGAAAGAACAUCCUGUCUCUUCUGAAAAGGCGAAAGGAGGUGAGGAGGAAGAAGACACCUCUGACAGUGACAGUGAUGGCCUUACAUUGAAGGAACUUCAGAACCGCCUUCGAAGAAAACGAGAACAAGAGCCCGUGGAGAGGUCCCUGAGAGGCAUUCAGAAUCGCCUACGGAAGAAGCGCCGAGAAGAAGAUCCUGCCGAAACUGGGAGUGUCCAAAUAGGCAGUGCUGAGGAAGACAUACCACUCUGUAAGCAGGAGCCUGAGGCUAGUCAGGGACCAGUGUCCCAGUCAGAGAAAGAUGACGGAGAAAAUCAGUUGGAAGGGAAAGCGACUCAGGGAAGUAAAGAGGAAAGCCCCAGGGAUGUGGGCAAGCCAAAGCCUGAGUGUGAGGUUUACGACCCCAAUGCCCUGUACUGCAUCUGCCGCCAGCCUCACAACAACAGGUUUAUGAUCUGCUGUGAUCGGUGUGAGGAGUGGUUCCAUGGUGACUGUGUGGGUAUUUCUGAAGCCCGAGGGCGGCUCCUGGAAAGGAAUGGGGAAGACUACAUCUGCCCAAAUUGCACCAUUUUGCAAGUGCAGGAUGAGACGAGCGGCAGUGCCGCUGAUGAGCUGGACGCUGGGUGCAGACCUGUGAAUGCUGACGGCACAGACUGCACAAGCAUAGGGACAGUAGAGCAGAAGUCCGGAGAAGACCAGGGCAUAAAGGGUAGGAUUGAGAAGGCGGCAAACCCCAGCGGCAAGAAAAAACUCAAGAUAUUCCAGCCUGUCGUAGAGGCUCCUGGUGCUGCUAAGUGCAUUGGCCCUGGGUGUUGCAGUGUAGCGCAGCCUGACUCGGUAUACUGCAGUAAUGAUUGCAUUCUCAAACACGCUGCAGCUACCAUGAGAUUUCUAAGUUCAGGUAAAGAACAAAAAACAAAACCCAAGGAAAAGGUCAAGACGAAGCCCGAAAAGUUCAGUCUUCCAAAAUGCAGUGUUCAGGCAGGGAUUAAAAUCUCUUCUGUGCACAAGAGACUAGCAUCAGAGAAAAGGGAAAACCCAGUGAAGAAAGUGGUGCUGGCUUCCAGGAGUGAGACUUCCGGGAAGGAGGCAACUUGUGAGAGCAGCACACCAUCCUGGGCAAGUGACCACAACUACAACGCUGUGAAGCCAGAGAAGCCAGAGAAGCCAGAGAAGCCAGAGAAGCCCACUGCACUCUCAGCCACCCUAUUGAGUAAAUCCAUGAAGGAUGACAGGAGAGUGGAGGACAGAACAAUGGCAGCAGUUACAGCCCCAAAGAAAACGGUUCCUCCAAGCUCCUUGAUGGGCAGGCAGACUUCACCUAGAAAUCUUGUUCCAAAGAAGCUUCCUCCUUACCCUAAUAUGGCAGGAUCCAAACCAACCAUUAAGAAGCUGCCUGCGGGCUUCAAGGGUACCAUCCCCAAGAGGCCAUGGCCCUCAGCUACCCUGUCAGGCACUUCUGCCAGGCAGGCAGGACCAACACCUGUGACAGCUGCUUCUAAAAAGUUGCCUGGUUCUGUUGCUGUGGUGGGAGUUACCAGAAAGCCAAUGUCUGCCAACGUUCCUGCAGCCUCUCCAGCCCCAGGACGCCUGGGGCCUGUGAGCCCAGCUCCAUCACAGCCCAAUUCACAAAUUCGGCAAAAUAUAAGGCGCUCCUUGAAAGAGAUUUUGUGGAAAAGAGUCAAUGACAGCGAUGACUUAAUAAUGACAGAAAAUGAAGUAGGAAAAAUUGCUCUCCACAUUGAGAAGGAGAUGUUUAACUUGUUCCAGGUUACUGAUAAUCGCUAUAAGAGCAAAUAUCGCAGCAUCAUGUUCAACCUUAAGGAUCCUAAGAAUCAGGGGCUCUUCCAUCGUGUUCUCCGAGAAGAAAUCUCCUUGGCAAAACUUGUCAGAAUGAAGCCUGAAGAACUUGUAUCUAAAGAGCUUUCUAUGUGGACAGAGAAGCCCACAAAAUCUGUGAUAGAGUCCAGGACUAAGCUGCUUAAUGAAAGCAAGAAGAACACUACUAAACCAGAAACCAUUCCUGACAUGGAAGAUUCGCCACCGGUAUCAGAUUCAGAAGAACAACAAGAAUCAGUACGAGCCGCCCCUGAGAAGAGCACAGCACCUCUCCUGGAUGUCGUCAGCAGCAUGCUGAAGGAUACAACAAGUCAGCACCGGGCCCAUCUGUUUGAUUUAAACUGCAAAAUCUGUACAGGUCAGGUUCCAUCAUCAGAGGAUGAACCAGCUCCUAAGAAGCAAAAGCUUUCAGCUUCUUCUAAGAAAGAAGACUUAAAGCCCAGGCAUGACAGCUGUCCACCUGAUACAGUUCCUAACACUGCCGAUGGAGGGAUUGUAGAGAUGCUGCCUGAAAACGCCUCUGAGCCAGACCUGGAGAGUGUAUCUAGUCUGAACCAGGAGAGAAAGUGUUUCCCUGAGGCUCCAGGUGACAGCCAUCCAGAGCCCUCUUCUCUGGAUGGUCUUUCUCCCUCCUCUGCCUCUGGCGGGAGUGGGGUGGUCACCACAGUUACAGUGUCUGGUCGAGACCCCAGAACCGCCCUGAGUGGGUCAUGCACAGUCACAGCCCCCAUGGCAGCCCAUCUGGACAACUCCCAGACAUCAGAAACCAAACUGGACAUGCUAAGGCCUGCACUGACUUCUGCAGUAGUGCCCAAGUCCAUACUGGCUAAGCCAUCUUCCUCUCCUGACCCAAGAUACCUGUCAGUACCACCAUCACCAAAUACAAGCCUUUCAGAAUCACGAUCCCCACCAGAAGGAGACACAACUCUCUUUUUGUCUCGACUCAACACGAUUUGGAAAGGAUUUAUUAAUAUGCAGAGUGUAGCAAAAUUUGUCACUAAGGCAUAUCCUGUCUCUGGGUGUUUGGAUUAUCUCAGUGAGGAUUUGCCAGACACCAUCCACAUCGGUGGAAGGAUUGCUCCAAAGACUGUGUGGGAUUACGUUGGCAAACUCAAGUCCUCGGUGUCCAAGGAGCUCUGUCUCAUCCGCUUCCACCCUGCCACCGAGGAGGAGGAGGUUGCCUACAUCUCUCUCUACUCCUAUUUUAGCAGCCGUGGCCGCUUUGGGGUUGUAGCUAAUAACAACAGGCAUGUCAAGGACCUGUACCUGAUUCCACUGAGUGCUAAGGACCCUGUGCCAUCCAAACUCUUGCCCUUUGAGGGCCCAGGCCUUGAAUCACCACGUCCAAAUAUAAUUCUUGGGUUAGUAAUAUGUCAGAAAGUGAAACGUCCUUCAAGUGCUGGCGAAUUAGACAAGACAGAUGAGAAGCGGACUCGACUCCAACAGGAGGAAAUAGAAACUUCAGUCUAUCCCAAAGUAACAGCAGCUUUGCCAUCUGAUAAGAAGCCUCCCAAGUACAACCUGCUCGCUUCAGACACAGCUGCCAGCAGCACCACACCCCCCGGCUCGCCUCCACCCCCUCCUCCUCUUCCUGAACCCCCAGUAUUAAAAAUACUGUCAUCCCUCAAGCCUGGGUCCACCAGCUCUGCCACAGCACCCACCACAUCAGCAGCGAUCACUACCACGGCGUCCCCUGUUACUACUGCCACUUCAAAAACAGCCUCGCCUCUGGAACAUAUUCUGCAGACUCUCUUUGGGAAAAAGAAAUCAUUUGAACCAUCUAGUAAAGAAUCUGUUGGGUCUACUCUAUCUCCACAUCAGGAUUCCAAGGCCAAGGGGGAGGACGCCAUGUCAGCAGCUCCUUUGUUGGAUCCAAUUGUUCAACAGUUUGGUCAAUUCUCAAAAGACAAGGCUCUAGAGGAGGAGGAGGAAGAUGACAGGCCCUACGACCCUGAAGAAGAGUACAACCCUGAGCGAGCCUUUCAUACCCUGCUUGCUGAGCCAGGGAGGCCUCAUGAUGUGCAAAGUGUUCCCGAGACAGCUGAGAGGGAAGAGGUGGCCUAUGACCCAGAAGAUGAGACCAUCUUAGAAGAAGCCAAAGUGACCAUUGAUGACUUGCCCAAUCGAAUGUGUGUGAAAGUCAGCUCCACAGAGAGGCCUGCCGACUUCGCCCCCGAUGCCUCCAGUGCCUCGCUGGUGGAGCAGCAGAAAAUGUUGGAAGAACUAAAUAAACAGAUUGAGGAGCAGAAGAGGCAGCUGGAGGAGCAGGAAGAGGCCCUGCGACAGCAGAGGGCUGCUGUGGGUGUGUCCAUGGCACACUUCUCUGUGUCAGAUGCAUUGAUGUCACCACCUCCCAAGUCUUCCUUGGGCAAGACAGAGCUGUUCUCUCAAGAACAGCAAGCCUCGGAGCCAAGUCAGGGAGCCCUGAGCACCAACCACAACUUGGACUCAAGACAAAGUAGGGACCCAAGGCAGGCCAGGCGGCUCGCUGCAGAAAACACCGAGAAUGAAUCCCUUCCUAGGGCCCCCACAGGAAGUACACCUGGCCCUCAAGGCACCCUACCUGCCAGGGAGACUCCUGCAGUAGUCCAGGGGCCUGGGCUGGCUGCAGAAGCCAAGGAGUCAAUGGCUGUUCCCUGGGCUCCAAGUGAAAACACUGUGUUGAGACCUGAACAUGACAUCCAGAAAUGUGAGCACCCUGGUAACCCUGUCUCAUUACCCCUGGAAGCCAGCCACCUUCCUGCAGCUGGGGACGGCACAGCCAGGCCAGCACCACCUCGCAGAGUGCUGCUGCCCACACCCCCGAGCACCACCUUUCCACCCAGCUUCCCUUUGCAACCUGAGCCCCAGAAUUUUAGUUCUGGAGGCAGGGAGCCUUUCUCGGGGCCCACAUUUAUCUCUCAGGAGCCAUCCCUUGGCUCAUCCCAAUAUGAGGAUCCCCGGGGUGCUCAGUCUGCUGGGAGGAGUGACAGCCCAGUAGCUGAUAUGGAGGACAGUAGAGAGCCACAGCCCAGGCCUGGCGAGGGUACUGCGUCAUUCCCCCCACCUGGGCAGAGGGGAGGGGGCCCUCAGCCUCAGUUUCCUGGCCAGCGUGAACCUGCACCACGCACUUUUGGGAUGUCAGGUCAUCAUGGCCCCAGUUUCCCAGGACCUAGGGGGCCAGCCCCUCCUUUUUCAGAAGAGAACAUUGUUCCUAACAGUGAUGGAUCAAGAGGCCCCCCACCUGCCAGAUUUGGGGCUCAGAAGCCACCAAUCCCUUCCUUAUUCUCUGGGCAACAUGGGCCACCUCCCUAUGGGGACAACAGGGGACUCUCACCUUCUUAUCUUGGUGGACCCAGAGGAGGAGCACCAGCCCAAUUUGAAGAUCGCAAAGAUCCUCAUGGGGAGAAAAGGGAAUUCCAGGACACUCCGUACAACGAGAUGACAGGUGCCCCUGCUCAGUGUGAAGGGCCAGAUCAGGCCCAGUUCAUGGGGAACAGGGCACCCUUUCAGUUUGGAGGCCAGAGACGGCCACUGCUAACUCAGAUGAAAGGGCCCCGUGGAGGACCUCCACCCUCUCAGUUUGGAGGCCAAAGGGGACCACCUCCUGGUCAUUUUGUGGGCCCACGUGGGCCUCAUCCUAGUCAGUUUGAAGCUUCCCGGGGCCCUCACCCUGGCCAGUUUGAAGGGGCCAGGGGCCAAGCACCAGGUUUCAUGCCAGGCCCCCGAGGAGUUCAGCCCCAGCAGUUCGAAGAGCAGAGAGUGAACUCACCACCAAGGUUUUCGGGCCAGAGGGCAUCGGCACCCCUACCAUAUGGAGGACCAAGGGGCCCCGCACCCUUUCCUGAAAAAAAUGAGCAGCCACCUUCUCGAUUUCACUUUCAAGGCCCAGCUUCACAGCCCGUGAAGCCUCCCCCUCGGCCCCUGUUGGAACUACCAAGCCAUCCUCCCCAGCAUAGGAAGGACCGAUGGGAUGAGGCAGGCCCAGCCACUGCUCUGCCUUCCAGUGCUGGGCCUGGCCAGGGUCAUGAGGCCGACGGGCAGUGGGCCACAUCAGAGUUCCGAGAAGGCAAAGCCCAUGAGUAUAGGAGCCCAGCUUUUGAAGGGAGACAGAGGGAGCGAUUUGAAGCAGGACCUAAAGAAAAGCCUCUGGACGAGCCUGAAGCCCAAGGGUUGGAAAGCCGGCAGGGCCGGGCAUUUGAGGAUAGGAGGCGAGAGCGAGAGAGAGGCAGAAACUGGAGUCGAGAAAGAGACUGGGAGAGGAGCCGGGACUGGGACCGGCAUCGGGAGUGGGACAAAGGCAGGGAUAGGAGCUCCAACAGGGACAGGGAGCGAGACACCGACAGGGCCAAAGAGUGGGAUCGGAGCCGCGAGAGAAGCCGGAAUCGCGACCGGGACCGUGAAAGGCGGCGAGACCGAGACAGGUCCCGGAGCAGAGACCGAGACAGGGACCGGGAAAGAGCCCGAGACAGGGACCGGGACCGAGGCCGGGACCGGAAGGACCGCAGCAAGAGCAGAGAGAGCCCUCGGGACCUGAAGCCCGAGGCCAGGACCUCUGAGGGGGGCCCUGCUGCAGCCCAGGCCUAGAGGCCAUUGCACUCAGGGCUGGUGACACGACCCGCUGGUGUGGACAAAGACCUGUGUCAGCUAUUGUGUAUAUAUAGGCUUAGCCUGGCAAAGACCCCUUUAAAAGCCAAGUGCGUAAAAUGUGUUGAGCAAAGAGUUUUUGAAAUAGCUAUGAACUUAUAUGCAGGAUAUAAUAUUCUGGACUUCAGGAAUUACUGUAAUUUUGUGUAUAAUGGUUUGUUACAAAAUUUCCCAACUUUACAAUUCUGAUUUUUUAAAAUAUUUCCAUUUAAAAUUAGAGAAAUGGGAAAAUGUCUACAAAAGCAUAUUGCUUUUUUUUCAGAUUAUAAAGUUUUUUCCAAUAACUUGACUGGUGUAAGUUUUAAGGGGAUUUCAGUGGACCUUAGAGCUAGCUUUCCCCGUGUAGCCAUCUCUGCUUCCGUAUAUCCAGGGGCACUCAGUGCUGUCCUGGUCAGAAAGCACUGCUGCAGGGGUGAGCUGGGGGCUGUGCGCAAUUGCAGCUGUGGGAAAACCGCCGUCUGAGGCCCGGCUCCCAGCAAUGCAUCACCUUAGAAGUUUUUUCAGAACAUAAUUAGAAAUAAUCUGUUCUAGUGGAAAUUGUUACAUUUUAAAUAACUAUUUUUAAAUGUUCAAAUUUACAAACCUAACGAAAGAAGCAAAGCAGUUCAGAGCAGUUUAAGAGGGAAGAGACAGGUGUCAAGCAUUGCCCAUUGCUGCCCUCUGAGUGGCUCUGCAGAUUCAGACUUCAGACAGGUGAUGAGUUUGGUAGCUUCUCAGUGGGAUGGGACAAUGUUUGUACCAAAUCUGGAACCGAGGACGGUGGUGACGCAGCCUGCUUCAUGAGAGGCUAUCUGCUGUGUAGCCCCAGUUGCCUCUGAAGAUGCUGUGAGAAGGCCAGCUGACUUAUCUGACUGUGCAAAUGUUUGAUAGUUCCUUUUAUAUUUUCAUAAACUUACUUUUUCAGAUAGAAAAUUAGCUUCGUUUGUUCUUCGGAGUCUUAUUUCACUGUACAUCACUACAGAUUUUUUCACUUUAUAGCACAGAUGUUUAAAGUUGAAAAGACAUGGGAAAACAAUUUGGGAUAUUUACUAUUGUAAACCAAAUAGUAGGUUAAAUACAUGAAAGUGUCAGUUUCAACAUCUAAUGUGUGAAGGGUUUGUUUUUUGUUUUUUUGUUUUUUUGUUUUUUUUUAAAAAACAUGUAAAGUAAAAAUUUUCUAACUUAAAUGCACAAGCAUAAAAAUCAAGUGUGUUUCUUUAGGUUUACUUUGUAGAAAUUUCUGUACAUUGCAUUUUGUAUUGCAGAGUGUUAUAUCACUGUCCAAUGAAACAGGACUUCAUAGAUUUUGUUACUUGAAGUAGAAUAAAUAUCUACAGAGUU
This is a messenger RNA of Arvicanthis niloticus (Nile rat), 8962 nucleotides long. RefSeq names its product death inducer-obliterator 1 (gene Dido1). Gene Ontology annotation, biological process: apoptotic signaling pathway; positive regulation of DNA-templated transcription; DNA-templated transcription. Gene Ontology annotation, cellular component: Set1C/COMPASS complex; nucleus. NCBI's taxonomy places the organism in Eukaryota, Metazoa, Chordata, Mammalia, Rodentia, Muridae. The record is from RefSeq and is a predicted model, not a curated record.